UUUGCCACAGUGGAUGCGAACAAGUGGAGGCGAUGGGGUGGGAGUCGCUACCAGAUAUACUUCUAGAGGAUAUCUUCGCCAUGGUGAACAUAAAGAGUCGUUACCGAGCCUCACUGGUGUGCAGGCACUGGUAUCGAGCUUUCUAUGCACCAAGAGCGUGGGACACGUUUGUGCUAGAGGAUGACAUGCUGUGCACAAGGAAAUUCCUCAUACACACGGGCUGGAACUACUUUAUCAAUCAGUACAAAGUCCAGAUGCUGCUAAAUCGGAUCGCUCACAACUGGAAGCGCCUCGUCAUCCAGCCGAUGAACAGUUUCUACAACAUGUACGAGUUUGUCAGCAUCACGUCGGGAUGGAUCGGCGCGUGCAACGAACGCGGCAUCGAGAAUCCCCUGCCGCAGCUACGGGUCUUCAAGUUUCGCUUCAACUGCUGCGACACGAGUAUCUUGGGCGGUCAUAGCACGCUCGGCACGGGCGGAAAAUUCCUCGAGGAGCUGUGCUUCCUGCUUCGCCGCUUCGUCGGUCUUCAAGAACUCGAACUGCAGCAUCUGCUGCUGGAAAAACGCGAUGCCAGCACGCUGCUCGACGACACACUCGCGAACAGUGGCGACACCUUGCGGACGCUGCGCGUCAUCGACUGCGCGAAGGUGCCGCACCCGUUCCUGCACGUCGGCCUCUUCUUCAACCUGCGCAAGCUGAUCAUCUCGCCGAACCACGUCGACGAGGACGUCGUGCACCUGCUGGGGUUCACGCGCGUGCGUCUCGUCGUGCUCUACCAGGACGCGUACACGUGCCAAUGCCCGCCGGUCGCCUGGGACGCCUGGAAGAGUCUGAGCCGGCAGGCGCCGCGUCUGCGCAUCGAGAUGACACUGGUCGGGCGGAGUCGCACGGAGAUGGUGCUGCAGCCGCGCGCGGCCGUGCGCACGAUCCUGUACGCGAGUCGCUACUCCGUGCUGCGCAUCGACACGCUCAUGUUUAUCGUCGAGAACUACGCGCGCACGCUGGAGGUGUUCGGACACCAGCUGCUGCCACGCGUCCACCGGCCGAAGUCGUUCCACGACCGCGCCGACUCGGGUCUCGUGCUGCUGGCGCGCACGUGCACGCGGCUGCACACGCUCAUCGUACGCGAGCGCGUUUCCACGGCAACGCUGCUGCUCAUCGCCUCUUACGGCGAGAGUCUCGAGCAUUUCCUCGUGCGUCGCAACGCGGUGAUCCUGCGCAGUGAUUGGCCGCCGAACCCGAUGUGGACGGACGAUUACUACGCGUGGUUGAAGGAGUCUUCGCGGUCGUACGAUGCCGUCGAGCGGGAGGUGUCGGUGAAGCUCAGAAGGCCAUGGAAGAUGAUGACCGACGAUGAGUUCAAAUGGAUUAACUUGAUAAAUGCUUGAGCUAUUUAGUGGGACGGGGGCGAAAGCAGGCAGACUUUGUGUUCUAGCGCUCAUUAGUACAGGUGCUAAGUGCAUCUGUCAGAUUGUGCUUCACGCUCACACCAGUUUGGGCUUCAUCCUACGAAAUGUCAUGCAGAAAACGAGGUGCGAUCAGUGAGGUUUGCCAAUAUAGUCAGAUACUGGUAGCUCUUGCAGCCUACUAAUGUAUAGUAUCAUGUAUUUUUGUUUGUGUGGGAAAUGGGGCCUACACUCUCAAUAAUGCUGACUUUCAUUGGUCUUCCUGAGGUGCACAGUGUACUCUUUUGUAUGACGUUUUAUGUUUCUAUGUUUGUGGAAAAUACACGUGCAGUUUCUCCGUUUGCAAUGACACUAGGGGAGUUCACAAGCUAUUACGUAAACAAACGCAAGUUAUACAAGUUAAUCUCCAUUGCUGAACAUAUUGUUGACUGUGUAUUGCGUACCUGCGUGCCUUAAAUGAUUGAUGGAAAGAUUAGAGGUAUAUUUGUUUUGUGGUAGUGUAAGUAAAGCGGAAGAAUAUGUUUGCUGUGAUCUCGACAUAUGAAGGUAUAGACAACAACCGAUUUAAUUAUCGUAAAGUGUUCUUACCAUUGUCAUCCUAUUAUAACUUUGUUUUAUACUAUCAAAUGAGAUUUGUGUGUCUAGUCAUUAUCUGGUCAUUUUAUAUCUAGUCAAGAAUUGUAGAGCUUACGAUAUUAUGUCUUGUUGUUAUGUUGUUAUUAAAUAUAUGCUUUGUACAAGCUUGAAAUAA
Priapulus caudatus is the source of this 2157-nucleotide messenger RNA. RefSeq lists its product as uncharacterized. The transcript is spliced from 4 exons. The record is from RefSeq and is a predicted model, not a curated record. The annotation marks the transcript as partial. Lineage: Eukaryota; Metazoa; Priapulida; Priapulimorpha; Priapulimorphida; Priapulidae. Gene Ontology annotation, molecular function: protein binding.